UGCACCGGUGGACUGAUGUACAGCCAUGAGCUGCAAACUUGUGAUUGGCCACGGAACGUGGGCUGCGAUGCUUCCACUCAGCAGGCCCAAUCCACUCCAUCAAGAACCACCGUCACUCCUCGGGUGCCACAGGUUUUAUCCAGAAUUCGAUUCUCCUCCAGUCCAGCGUCGGCGCCAUCUGCUCCUUCCGCUCCUUCGGGUCCCUCAGGACCGAGUGCUCCGUCGGGCCCAUCCGGUCCAGGACCGUCGGCACCAGCACGCAUCCAGCCGAUCCACUCACUGCCGCCUCCACCGCCGCCUGCCAAUCCAAAUCCGGUGAUUACAACUCGCGGUCAACCUAAGAAUUCUCCACAAGAAGACAUAGCUAAGCUCUACGCUGAAGCUCACGACACACUUCCACCGGUAGAAGAGGAAGAAUCCGAUCGCCAACAGCGUGUAUACCGCGGGCAACCAAGCACCGUUACUCAAGUGCAGCGUGACCGAGACGGAAUUCUGCAACAGCCUAGCGUAAAUGCCAUUCCUACGCAGACCAAAGUAGGUUCCUUUGCGUACAGUGCCCAGCCACAGCCGUUCAGUGACGAAGACCAACUGCAAGACCUAGACCGUGAAGAGAGACCCUCUGAUAGCAAAACUCAUGAUCGAAAGAAACGAGACGUGGCUGUGGACAGUGCAAGAACCUCUACAGGUACCGAAGACGUGCAAGACAAACAGAACCUUCCAAUCAAUACAACCAUAAGUCACCAGGAUGACUUCGCCGAAUCGACAAAGCUUACGGAUCCGACCCUGCUCGAAGCGGAAGUAAACAGCGAGGAGAGCGCACGAAGUGCUCGGCAACUAAGGCCACUGGGAAACUGGCAGUACAGAUCGCUGGACACUUCGCUCUCCCGCCACAACAGCUUCCCUCCGAGCAGCUUCGAUCCGUAUGCAUACUCUGCGGGUCCUACUUCGGCAACCUACCUCAAAUCCAGAGCACGGUAUUACCAGCCACAAAUUUAUAACAAAAAAGUAAUAACAAAUAAUUAUAACGACUACCUCGAGGCUUACGUUAAAUCUAAACAACAUGGCGGUAGCCAGUACCUGAGACCAGUAGAAGUCACAAACUACAAGCCAGUAGAACCACAAAACUACAAACCAGUUACCAAAAUAAAUCCUCAAGAUAGCCUGAUACCGUUACUGAUCUCGAAUCAAUCACCCAGACCCCAGCAGUAUCAAACCGCAUUUACAGCCGCAGCCUUCGUGAACAAUCAAAAUGGUAAGAAAUAUUCAACACCCGUCCCGGAUACCGACGACGGAACCAUCCCGGAUAACUUUGCGUAUUUUCACUUCGGGAACCACUACUCAUCGACUCCAAUUUCGGUUAACAACCACGCCAAGAAUGGGGUUAAAAGCAAUCCAGUUCCUCAGCAAUCGCACAAAGUAUCACAAUCCACCAACCGAAGUCCGUUCAUAGCGUUCAGCUCUGUCGGUGGAUUCUUCAACAAUCAACCGACUGCGAAUCCCCUUAAAGAAUCCUUCAUCGGGGUAUCGAAACACGCAAAUAACAACCAACCAAUUCAAAAAGCCACGCCGAAGAUUCUCGCUGGCCCAAGUACGCCAGCUCCAGUCUACGAAAAUGCCAACUCCCUCACACCCCUGCACCGAUUCCCGGUCACAACACCUAAAACUACAGUCUCCUCGUUGGAAUACUAUCCACAAAAUCUCUUCCUAAGCCAUAGCAACCUAUUUAAUGGCGGUAAUUCACCAGCCAUAGUUAGCUACGGUGGUUACAACGACAAACCAGUGCCGGUAUACGAGUCGUCUACUCUGCGACCGGCAGGAUACUUUGUAACCAAAUCAACUAACGGCUUCCAGCCGAUCACCGUCUCCACAACACCUCGCUACUACCAUGCGGGAAGUCAAAACACGCCCGAUUACACUCAGUUUUUCGAAAGUGUUAAGAACACUCACAUCAAACAAGGUGAUUCUAAGCUAGUCGAUGGACUGCAGAACAUCGGAGCUCAGUAUCCGAAAAAUAGCACCACAAACUUACGGCCGAUUUCUAGCGGACAACAGUACAAUAAAAUCGUUGCUUAUGGCCCAUCGACCGUAAAACCAAUCCACGAAUCAAAUGAGUACUACUACGAACAGGAAGACAAUGGUCAUAAAUAUGUGAAAAAUACUCUCAACAGUAACCGCAAACCAACCUAUCCCAAACGUCCCAGUGAAGAGGACGAGGAAGAAUAUUACGAGGAUGAUGAUGAAGAUGACUACGAGUACAGAUUUCCGAUCAAUAAGUCCAAGUAUACUCCGAUGACGGAAACGAUGGCUCCAAGACCGCUAGCAAAUCUGACUACUCCUAAGCCCGGUUCGUAUGUGUCCGGCCAUGUCUUCUACAAAAAUCACAAAUACGAAACAACUACGUGGCGUCCGAACACGAUCACUACCCAUGCAUCAACCACGAGCGACAUUCCACCGAUCAUCACCUUUCCCGAGGAUGUAUUCCAAGGGAUCAAACCGUUCGGGGACAUUCCCCGCUAUCAAAACAAAUCGACUGUGCGACCGUACAUCGUGCGGACUCGUGUCCGACCAACGGCGAUUCCAAAUGCGAACCUCAUAGACGAAACUACCUCCAAGGAACUGCAGCGGACGACCGCUAAAUCUCACAGUUCUAAGCAUACUGUUAAGACGACCCCGUCAACAACAACAACGACGAAGACGACGACAACCACUACCACCACGACGACCGUACCUCCGCCGAUCCGGACGCGACCCACCACGACCGCUUCGACCUAUGAAACAACCGCGCGCAAACGGUACACGGUCCGACCGAACCGAGGCCAGCAACGCUGGCGUACUACUACUGAGACCCCCGAACAGCCUACCGUUAGCACCAGACCGAACAAGAACCAACUCCGUAACGAUCGUUUGGAACUCGAUGAACGGCUACCAAACAGGGUUGAAACAUCUUCACCGGCACCGAGCAGAUACAACAACGACCAGCAGCAGAAAACUGUCCUUAGCCAGAGCAGCAAAAACUACUACAACACCAGCAACUACGAUCCGUCGGCGUACGAUAACUACUUUGCCGUCUACGACGAGGACGUGGAACUGUACCGAGAUGUUGAAUAUCAACCGCAGUACAACCAAAACAACCAGCAGUCAUCGCAACCACCGCAGAGGCCGACCGUAUCGUCCACCUACCGUCCAACCGUGGUCACAACCGUCGCUCCAACUUCUCAGCGCGAUCAGUCACUGUAUGUUACUUCUCCCCGAACUACCUAUCAACAGCGGCCCUCCUAUCAAGCCGAUUAUGAUGAUGCCCUUGUGUCACAGCUCGAAGAUGAUCGUUAUAAUCAGAAACAAACACACACCCAACUCAGAAAUGAUUUGAACUCAAUUACUGAUCGUCCGAUAUUGGUAUCGUCAACGAUACGUACCUUUAACAGUCCAAAAUAUCAGACAGCUUAUGUAACAUCACCCGAACCGUUCUCACUUCCAUCAACAACCACAACAAGAACCACUACAACAACCACGACCAUCACUACAACACCUGCCCCGCUACAGUACUAUACCACAAGAUCAUCACAAUUGGAUGAAAAAAGCAAAAAAUCGACUCCCAAAACAAUUAUAUUAACACUCGCAGCACGCGCGGGUUCUUCCACCACAACUACGGAAAGUCCCCUCCUAGUAUCCUUUUCUCCGUUUUCCUAUACCACCGGCCGAUCCGGCAGUACCGCCAGUACCGCCAGCUCAAACAUCUUCAGACUUACUAAAAACAGCACGAGCACAUCCUCCACGACGACUAGCACCACCACAAGCACCGAGCCUAAUCCUUCCUCGUUCCUUUCCUCGAGUAGUGAAACGUACGAUAAUCAACCCAACCGAAUCCCUCCUGAAAUCAAAUUCCAUCCCAUUCCCGAUGACAGCUAUUACGAUGACGAUGAGUACCCACUAAGUAAAACCAGGUAUGAAUACGACUCUCAAGACAAUGACAGCAGCAACGAUCAAUCGAGUAAGAAGUAUAUUACUCAAAAGCUGCUCCCAAUUAAUUCACCAUCCUCUAAUUACGGUUCAUCCGGUCCUCGAGAAAAUAGCCCUUUUUCGUACGACCAACCAAAAAAGUACUUUCCUUCCAACUAUAACAAAUUUCAUUCGUCGUCAACGAGUACCACUACGACUACCACGAAAAGGCCAACAACCGCGACACCUACCACCACUUCCACUAGCACUACUACUUCCACUACUACUACGACUACUAUUACACCGCGAACAACAAGUAUUCCUAUAACGCAACGGCAAAAGAUACAAAACUAUAUCGUGUCGGAAGUACAACCGGAAAGCUUCAAGCCGUUCAAUAGCGUAACGUCAUCGAAAAUCGCUUCCCCAUCGGAAAACGAUAACAAUCUUAAUUCCGGCGUUCGAACCCGUGGUCAAAAUACCUUUCUCAAAGCUCUCGGUACUACGCUUUCCGCUACUCAGCAAUCCACUAUUGCUACCUCCACCAACGCUACUCCCGCUUCCGCUUAUUCUUCUGUUGCACAUACACGAGUAAAACCUACCGAGCACCAGCCGGACUCCGAGGACAUAAUUCGACUGACAUUAAAUUCCAAGUUUGGCAACUCUCAAACUGUGUCUGGGUCCCCACAACCCACGCGGCACUUUGUCCGACCAGAGCAGCUGGAGGCGAAUGAUACAAUUCGACUGACGUUGAAUGCAGCCAUUGCAUCUUCCUCGACUACGCCUCGUGCUCCGUAUUCUCCCUCGUCACCUCGUUAUACCGUUUUCGAUGAAUCGAGUCGCUCCACUACUGCUCAAUCCAAGUUCGUACACUCUAGUACUACUACUACUACUACAGAUCGUUCGGUAAGCCAUCCUACCCGAUAUGAAAUCAAACCCGAGCAAUUUCAAAAUAACAAGUCCAUUCGAUUAACCUUGAGUGCGGGCGUAGGUGGCAAGCCAACGCUAGCAAAAGGUUCCGUUGAAACCAUUGACAUCACUUCCUCUGCUCCUAGGUACAUUCAAUUUACUCAGUCGGAUGCAGUAUUCACAACUACGUCCGAACCUAGUACCACCACUCCUAAGGUACUACGGCUUUCCCCAAGUUCUACUUCAUUUCCAACACGAUCCCGCUACUAUCAGGAUCGUGGUGAAUCUAGCCCGUCUGUCCGACCUACUUCCAGACCGACGAAAGUUAGCUUUCAAGACACUGACCCGACUGCCUCAAGUGAAUGGUCUCCAUCGUAUCAAAAUAAAAUUUUAUCCAGCCCUCAAACGAACACACUUCAGGAAAGCGAAGAACAGGAACCAGACGACCUUUUGAUUCCAUCUAAAGCUGAGCAAAACUAUCACAACCAACUGGAAGUCAAAACGCCUCCUCCAACUCGUUUUCCACCCCGAACCAGCCCACCUCCAACCGCUGCAGAAGACAGCAGAAAAAUUGCCGAAGCAGUGCAAAGCUUUACGAGCCGAGGGCAGGUUUUCAAAGAAACACUCAACAAAACUCUCGAACCCUCUAACAAUCCCCGCGUUGUGGUGUCCCCCUUCAAGAGCCUUGAAGUUCAGCGACAAACCACCUCGUCGGACAAACCGUUCGCAUACUCUACAUCUCGAGUAAUUGCCAACAUUUACAGAACUACAACAGAGGCGCCACAGAGGGAAUCACCUUUUCGAAGUUACUUCCUAAUAACAGCACCUCCCAAGCUAACGAAUACCGGCAAACUCUCUAGCCUGCCAAUUUCCAGUACAACCGAAGCGACUACAACUGCAAGUACUACUACUACUACUGAGCCUACAACUACUACUACAAGCACGACUCCCUCUACUACAACUACCACAACAUCUACAACUUCCACCACUACCAGUACAACCCCGCUUACCACAAGUAUGGCAUUCACUUCUUCUUCGUAUUCCUCGUCUACGGAGGACACCACCUCUACCACUGUGCCAAAAACCACCGAAGUCUAUCGGGGCCGAUACCGCCCCGUUUUCAAUCUGGUAAAAUCACCAGAAGCAUCCGAUGAAUUGACCACCCCACGGUAUCGCAUUCGCAACCGUAUUCCCACGAGACGCACAUACACCCGUCUCAGGCCAACCGCUCUUACCGCGUCUAGUAGGUCACACAUCACUGGCAAAGAUAUUAACAACAAACCGUUUACUAACACCGAAAGUACACUACUUUCCGUAUCGACGGAGUAUUCCGACCGGCGCGUUUCCUCGACAACCAGUUCGUAUUUGAACCGCAUCAGUAGUACCGAACGAUCUCGCUAUGGCAGUGAAGACUCGUCGGUAAAAUCUUCACAUUACAAGUCGCGUUUUAGUGACGAUAGCGCUGAAGUAUUCAAGAAAGUUACGGUCCCCUCGGAAAACGUUACCUCGCGCGCGAACAAUGAACCGGCUAAGGUUGUUGAAAUCACCGACAAACCCGUCUACUACACUAGUUACCAUCUGACCUCGACUGAAGUAAAUUCUUCUGGACCUCCUCUCAACAGCAAGACUGAGACCACGACGAAGAAGUUUCGAGCGACUGUAGAGAUGCCAGAAAUGAACAUUCCCACCGAAAAGGACCUACUCUCCUACCAGCAGGACGACAGUGCCAGUAACGAAGAAGAAGAGGACGAAGAUGUACCGGACGAAGAGGAUGAAGACCUACCGGAAGAGUACGAUUCUUAUCUCGAGUCGACCAGUGCUGCUCCGACUCCAACUCCGACGACGUCGACCACUACGACGCCCAGCAGUCGACCAGCUGGCCCAUAUAAACCGCUAUAUCGGGCAUCUAAGCGAUUCACUACUACAACCACUGAACAGACUCCACCACAGACAUCUCCACAAUUCAUCCAAGACACCUCAACCCACAGACAGAAUCAGACCAGUACAUUGACACUACCAGUAACCAGUACAACACGAUCGAACCUCGCCUGGACCAGUUCAUCAUCAACCAUCGAUUCAGCUGCCUACUCGGACGAAUCCGAAGAAUCAUACUCACCAUCCAGUUCCGCAAACACCACUACUACCGUAACUACCACCACCAUCACCACUACAACCACCGCCACCAACACUACCCCUCGCUUACCCACAACAUACUCCAUAAACAAGCUCCCACCGCGCGCAUCCAGGGUCAAUAAUGCCAUAAAAACCACGAUUGCGGCCGCACAGCUGCCUCGCCGAUAUAGCAAACCAUCCGCUGGGAAAAGCAUACAAUGCACAGAAAACUCGUUUUCUGCCAAGUGCAACGAAAUCCCGUCGAGAAGAUCCUCUGCGAGUAAUAGCAACCGUAACCGUGGACAACAGCAGCCGCAGUACGUUACCGACAUCCAAUCGACUGUAUCGGCAAACCGAGGAACUCAUCCACCACGCGCCCGUCCUACGUUGAAGCCUGCCCAAACCAUUGUUUCCAAGGCACAGGAAUUCAUCGACAUUUACCGCCACCCGGCAACGCGUCCCGAGCCUCUGUAUCCACAGCCGACACCGGAUAAGACGGCAGCCAAGUGCCGUAAAGACGUUUGCCAGCUGCCCGAUUGCUACUGCGGUGGAAAGGAUGUGCCUGGAGAUUUGCCCGUCGAGCAAGUGCCGCAGAUCGUGUUGCUCACCUUCGAUGAUUCCGUUAACGACCUGAACAAGCAGCUAUACCAGGACCUAUUCGAGCGGGGCCGUGUCAAUCCGAACGGGUGCCCAAUCACCGCCACCUUCUACGUUUCACACGAGUGGACCGAUUACAGCCAAGUGCAGAACCUGUACGCCGAUGGGCACGAGAUGGCAUCCCACACGGUUUCUCACAGCUUCGGAGAGGCCUUUUCGCCGAAGAAGUGGGCCCGUGAAGUAGCUGGCCAGCGGGAGAUUCUCUCCGCUUACGGCGGUGUAAAACUGGAGGAUGUCCGUGGAAUGCGUGCUCCAUUCCUGUCCAUCGGAGGUAACAAAAUGUUCAAGAUGCUGUACGAUUUCAACUUUACGUACGAUUCGUCAAUGCCGGUUUACGAGAACCGCCCACCCAGCUGGCCGUACACAUUGGAUUACAAAAUCUUCCACGACUGUAUGAUUCCACCGUGUCCAACCAAGAGCUAUCCAGGCGUUUGGGAAGUCCCUAUGGUAAUGUGGCAGGAUCUGAACGGAGGCCGCUGCUCGAUGGGUGACGCCUGCUCGAACCCGCCGGACGUUGACGGUGUGUACAAGAUGAUCAUGAAGAACUUCGAACGGCACUACACAACGAACCGGGCACCAUUCGGGCUGUACUACCACGCCGCCUGGUUCACGCAGCCGCACCAUAAGGAAGGCUUCAUACAGUUCCUGGACACGAUCAACUCGAUGAAGGAUGUGUUCAUCGUGACCAACUGGCAAGCCCUUCAGUGGGUACGCGAUCCGACGCCCAUGUCCCGCAUGAACUCGUUCCAGCCGUUCCAGUGUAACUAUUCCGAUCGUCCGAAGCGUUGUAAUAACCCUAAGGUAUGCAAUCUCUGGCACAAGUCCGGUGUGCGGUACAUGCGCACGUGCCAGCCCUGCCCGGAGAUCUACCCGUGGACCGGAAAGACCGGUAUCCGAUCGUCCCGGAUCGACAACGACAUCGAGGUGGCCGACACGAACUAAGUCAUACUAAGCCAGACGACAGCCAGCAGAUGACAACAUGACAACCCUCCACACUUGCGGGGGUUUACGCCGAUGGUACUCUAUUGUGUUUCUGUAUAGGGAUUUUUUAUUAUCACAUUCAAUCGUUAGCGAGAGAAGAGCGAUUCAGUCAAAACAAAAAAAAAACAAAUCAGUCAUCCGGAAAGGUCGGAAAAUGCGAUCGAGUUCCCACGCCCGAAAGGAAAACAAAUGAGAAUAUCAAAAGACUAGAUGAUUCUCUCCUUUUUUCCCCCUUUUUAGGUUGAAAGAAGAGCAAUCCAACUAAGAUCUUUUUGUGAUUGGUUUUUUGGUUUUCCGUUCAGAGAAUGAGAAGCCUUGUGGAAAAAGGAAAUGUGGGACCCUCGCACAAACGAUGACGUCGAAAAAACUGUACACGAAACCUAACUAGGCUUACAACUAUGUAUUAAUAACUACGAGUAAUGCAAGCUUCGCACUCACUUUUUCACCAACAACGCAUAAUUGGUAAUUUAUUACGACUAAAAGAAUCAUCGAGAAAGCUUCAAGCCGUCCGUCCUAUCCCUCUAUCACCGGAAACAAACUGGAAUGAAAUUCGUUUGAUAUUAUUAUAACUUUUAGAAUUGCAUAAGAUUCAUCUAGGUUAAUUUUUCCUGUAAAUACAAACAUCAGUUGCAUCAUUGAUCGAUUCUGCGAAGAAAGAGAGAGAGCUUUCGGUGAAAACAAAACAAUAUUGACAAAUACUCACUCAGUAGUUUAAAAUUUACGAAACGAAGUAGAUAUCGUUAAGACUUUUCUCGACAAAGCAAUUCGACCGAGCGAGCUGAAAAAUGGUGAAACGUAGCACUGCCAUAUAAAAACCAAGAGGUUUUGCCCUUUUCGAACUUACAAGCUGCACCAAACUACCUGCUAAUUUCGUUGCAAAAGAAUAAAAUACUAAACGUAAAAAUUCUGGAAGUCCCAGUUAGUUAGGUGUCCAAAUCCAUCGCAAUUGAACGAAAAAUAAAAAUAAAAACGCCUUUCCUUGUAUACAAUUUAACAUCAUUUGUGGGUAUAAAUUACAAUUGUUUCAAAGAAUCCUUUUCCUAAAUCAACAAAAAGUGAUGGAUUGCAUACCCAGCUAACCGGUGAGAAUCACCAUUCGAAAAACCAUUCGCGGGCUAAUUCGAGCAAAUGUAGACGAACAAAAAGAAAAUAAGAAAAGAAGAGAAACAAUCCAAGAAUGACACUAAAAUCGAUAGUGAUAUAUUUAUAGCUAGUUAGACAAUAAAUUAUAAUUUGCCUCUGCACGUCAGAAGAGGAAGGUAAUCUUUUGUAAAUAAGUAGACUUAGGGAUUCUUUUAUUUUACCACACAUUUCUUUUGCCACACACACACAAACACAAGAACUAUGCUAAAUCAAACAAGUUCAACGGAGAUUUACAAACAGAUAUAGUAAGGACAGAAAUCGUACAUGUACCAUGAAUGCUUCUAAUUUAGUAUUAUCUUACGUAUGUUGCUUUUCGGUAACAAUUCAUAAACGGUACUAAAUGGACAGCGCACACGGUAUGUUAAUACUAAUUUACAUUCUUGACCAUUUCAUUUGCAUUUGAAAGCUAGUAAUGCACAUAGUACGUGUAAUAUUAUUUCCUCAGCUGCAAAACCCAUUUCUGUCUGCUUCAAAUGCGAUACAUUUCUCAUAUUCUUUAUGUAAUAAAAUACCUGUAUAAUAGUGAUAUUAAGCGUGGCAGGCAAUGCAAUACUUAAGGCAAUUUUAGUGAUGUUGCUGACAGUUCCGAUGAGAGAAUAAUUAUCAAGUAGGGGAGAAGUUAAAAUAGAUAUAUCUAGAUAAUGUGCCGCCUGAAAAGAAAACAGCUCGGAUUGCAAAACAAAUCGAGACAACUAUAAGUCCUUAACCUAUAUCGCGGAAAACGUCGACUUAGAAAGUGAGUGUAUCGGAAGUGAUUGAAUAAACAUGACAAUUUUUAAUAAAAAAAACUAAUG
Molecule: messenger RNA, 10532 nt
Organism: Sabethes cyaneus
Lineage: Eukaryota; Metazoa; Arthropoda; Insecta; Diptera; Culicidae
Product: mucin-5AC-like
Exons: 14
Coding region: 16-8556 (2846 amino acids)
Biological process (GO): carbohydrate metabolic process
Molecular function (GO): hydrolase activity, acting on carbon-nitrogen (but not peptide) bonds
Source: RefSeq, a predicted model, not a curated record